AAUCUUCAGGAGGAGGUGUGUUCACAGCUUUGAAUUAGGGAGGUAUAAACAGGUAGGCGGAAAAGAGAGAGGCACUUAAAGAGAGACAGAUUAAGCCUCACUGAACAAAAUGGCAUUUUGGAAAAGUGUCUAUGUGGUGACCUGUGUGGUGACUCUUCUGGCUGUAGGAUCACAAUCACAACUGAAUGUAUGCGGCAGGCCACCCCUCAACACCAGGAUUGUCGGGGGUGAAAAUGCACCUGUGGGUAGCUGGCCCUGGCAGGCCAGUCUGCAUGAGAAUGGGAUGCAUGUAUGUGGCGGCUCUCUCAUCAACAACCAGUGGGUGAUGUCUGCUGCUCACUGCUUCCCCAGUACCAACACUGCACCCUGGGUGAUCUAUCUGGGUCGACAGACCCAGCAAGGAACCAACCCAAAUGAAGUGUCCAUGACCGUCUCUCAGAUCAUCCGUCAUCCGAGUUAUGUCUCGCAAACGAGUGACAAUGACAUCGCUCUGCUAAAACUCUCCUCUGCCGUUAGCUUCACUGACUACAUCCUGCCUGUCUGCCUGGCAGCAAGUGGCAGCACCUUCUUCAAUGGCACUAACAGCUGGGUCACUGGCUGGGGCAACGUAGGCGAGAGUGUGAGCCUGCCUUCCCCUGGCACUCUGCAGGAGGUGGAGGUGCCGGUGGUGGGGAACAGGCAGUGUAACUGCCUUUACGGAGUUGGUUCCAUUACUGACAACAUGAUCUGUGCUGGCUUACUGGCGGGAGGAAAGGACUCGUGUCAGGGUGAUUCUGGAGGUCCAAUGGUCUCAAAGCAGAACUCUGUCUGGGUACAGUCUGGGGUCGUGAGCUUUGGUUCUGGCUGCGCUCGCCCCAAUUUUCCUGGAGUUUACACCAGGGUGUCCCGUUAUCAGGCCUGGAUCACCUCUCAGAUCAGCAGUUCCCAGCCAGGCUUUGUCACGUUCACCUCCAGCGGCACAGAUGGCGACAACAGCAUAUCCUGCUCUGGCCUGCCACCCCUCACCACCCAAACAACCACUCCAACAACCACUCCAACAACCACCAUCAGCCCUUUCAUCUGUGGUGAGGCCCCCCUGAAUAAUCGGAUUGGUGGGGGGGGUUUGGCAGUAGAUGGGGCGUGGCCCUGGCAGGCCAGUCUGCAGAAGGGCGGGGCCCAUGUGUGUGGGGGCACCCUUAUCUCUGAAGACUUUGUUAUGAGUGCCGCACAGUGCUUUUCCAGCUCUAUGCCCAACGCCAGUGAAUGGACAGUGUUUCUGGGUCGACUGAGGCAGAAUGGCUCCAAUCCCUUCCAGGUUCAAGUGGGCGUGUCAGACAUCACUCUGAGCAACCUGACGGGGGCCAACAUUGCGCUGCUAAAGCUUGCCAGCAAGCCAACACUCACCAGUUACAUUCGGCCAGUGUGUGUGGACCUGGGCAAUGCAGCCUUCCCCGUGGGAACAAACUGCUGGGUGACAGGAUGGGGAGCUAACCAGGGUGGCGUGGAGGGAGUUCUCCAGGAGCUUCAGACCACUGUGGAGAGCUGCGGGACUAACUCCUCUUCUGACAACAUCUGCACUGCAGCUCUGCAGCUGGAGCAGGGAGAUGAAGGUGGACCCUUGGUGUGCAAGCAGGGUCGCUCCUGGUUUCAGGCGGCGGUGAUAACAUUAGAUAGCAACGGCACAGCGAACAGCAGCCUAAUAACGCGUGUUUCAGGCGUGCAGGUCUUCUCCAAGACAGCCCGCUUUUCGACCUUCCUAACACAGAAUGUGGGUACACUCCCUUCUCCAGCCACCAAUACCAAUGCCACCACAACGUCUGCACCUACUACUUCUGUCCCUGCAGGUGCAACUAGCAUUCCUUGGUCGUUCUCCAUCCUCCUCUUCCUGUUUCUGUCCGUCUUGCACCUCACCCUGCUGUCCAGCUGAUGGCACUGAGACCAUGAAGAUGUAUAGGUCUAUGCGUAGGCCAUGGUACCAUUAUCCUUCACAUGUAUAAUUUUAAAAAUUUCCAAAAAUACUAAGGAUAUAUUACAUUUCCCACACAAAUUGUACUUGAUCACAUCCAGGAUGGUUACAUCCUGUCUUGAUUUACUUUAUUCCAAAGUAGAGGGGGUUUUUUUGGUUGUUUUUGCCACAAAACAUGCUGUCAGGAAAGCGAUUUAUGACUACGUGACUGUAUAUGUGAAAAGAGCAAGCAGUUAUUGUAUGAAAGUAAUAUAACUGAACAUAUUAAGCUUUCCUGCACUGAGGCACUUUACCUUACUGCACUGAAAAGAACAAAUAUCUGUUGGUAUUGUAUUUUAUUCUACUGUGGUGUCCCCAAUGCCUGUGAAACAUUUUUAUGUCUGUGAAUAUCACAUCUGUGGUGUAAAUGCCAAGGCAGUUUGGUAUUAUUUUUGUUUUUGGAAAGUAAAAAAAAACCCUCUUGCCUACCUAAUAAAGCCUUCAACAUCAGAA
This is a messenger RNA of Megalops cyprinoides (Indo-Pacific tarpon), 2437 nucleotides long. Its product is annotated as testisin-like. The transcript has 10 exons. The coding region runs from base 110 to 1906 and encodes 598 amino acids. Lineage: Eukaryota; Metazoa; Chordata; Actinopteri; Elopiformes; Megalopidae. Gene Ontology annotation, biological process: proteolysis. Gene Ontology annotation, molecular function: serine-type endopeptidase activity. The record is from RefSeq and is a predicted model, not a curated record.